Messenger RNA from Fusarium sp. VM40, 1071 nucleotides. Lineage: Eukaryota; Fungi; Ascomycota; Sordariomycetes; Hypocreales; Nectriaceae. The record is from the annotation of a GenBank genome assembly.
AUGUAUCUCCGACCGACAAUAGGCUUAACCCGGCGAUGUCUCACUGGCUUCGCUUCAACGUCCCGCAGAGCAUUCGCCCAACAAGCCCGGCAAACGCGAACUCCGCCUCCUCCGCCGUUUGGCACUGUCCCGACAUGUCCAGAGCCGACAUGUGGAUGUGCUGCUACUCCUCCUAUACCUGAAGAUCUGCCUUUAGAUCGUGAGGGGCCGCUCAAGGGUGCAAUCGCUGGGUAUUCGGAGCAUGUGCUUGUAUGUACAGGAAAUGCAGAUUGGCCGUCAAGAAUAGAAGAUGAUAACGGUGGCGAUUGUCUUGCUGCUGAUCUGAAAGAGCUAUUUGGACGGGGUGGCACAUAUAGUGAUCCAUUUCACAAUGUUUCUGUGCUCAACUCUUCAUUUCCAAGCUCUAUACCACCUCGUGCUGAAGUACAGACAACAUCGGCUUACAUAUUGCCCAGCUUCAAAUACGUACCGUUUCUCCCACGAGUCUCAUUUGAUAGCGUAGAAGCGCUCGCGAAGGGGUUUCUACUCCCCAAACAACUUCACUCCGCGCAUGAAGGUCUCUCGCCCAUACAUCGGGAUCGCUUAACGCGCAAGGAGGGGUAUCAAGGCUUGUUGCCAGGAGUUCAAGACGUCCGCGAUGUUUUGGUCCUUGUAUGCGGACAUACAGGCCGCGAUGCAAGAUGCGGCAUUAUGGCACCUGUUCUAAAGACCGAAUUUGAGGAGAAGUUGACAAAAGAGGGCUUUGAUGUUCAGCAUGGGCCUAUCGAGGUCAACCUCAAUGACACGCAGAGAAUACAAGGAAAGACCGGGGAGGAAAAGACCACAGCUAGAGUUGGGCUGAUCAGUCAUAUCGGCGGUCACAAGUUUGCGGGCAACGUUAUUAUCUAUCUACCGCCUGAUUUAAAGAUGGGAAACGAGAAGCAUCCGCUGGCGGGACAUGGGAUAUGGUACGGAAGAGUAGAUCCCAAGAACGUGGAGGGUAUUGUGAAGGAGACUGUUUUAAAAGGGAAUGUGGUUGCAGAUAUAUUUAGAGGAGGUAUUGAUGCUCAGCACAAGAUGCUGCGGAUGUAA